Messenger RNA from Panicum virgatum (switchgrass), 1650 nucleotides. RefSeq names its product pentatricopeptide repeat-containing protein At2g17670-like. Gene Ontology annotation, molecular function: protein binding. Lineage: Eukaryota; Viridiplantae; Streptophyta; Magnoliopsida; Poales; Poaceae. The record is from RefSeq and is a predicted model, not a curated record. The transcript has a single exon. The coding region runs from base 63 to 1229 and encodes 388 amino acids.
CACUUUUCCACUGCGGCUGUCACCGCCGCCCGAAUCCCUCCCUCCCUCGCCGCCGCCGGAGGAUGGGGAAGGUGCCGCACGCCAUGCGCGCCGCAGCAGCCAAGCUCCCCGUCGCCCUCGUCCCCAAACCCAAACCCAAACCCCACGACGCUUCCACCUCCGCUCCCCCGCCCGCGCGCCGCGGCACCAACCCCGCUAAACCCCACCGCAAGCGCCACAGGGGCCCCGAAGCCCCGGAGGCCCUUGCCACCGACGCCGCGCUCCCUGGCGCGCAGGGGGAUGGCGAGGGCGAGGGGCGGAAGCCCAUCCGGACCCCCGCCGACCUCGCCGCCGCCAUCCGCGCCGCGGCGGACGCCGACAUCGACGCGGCGGUGUCCCUGGCCCUCGAGGCGCCCCCCGCGGUCCCGCUCCCGACCCACUCCCUCGCGCUCCUCCUCCGCCGCCUCGCCGCCCGCCGCUCCGUCGCCGCCGCGCGGGACCUGCUGGGCAAGCUGCACCCGGCCCCUCCCGACGGAGACCCCGCGUCCUCGACGGCCCCGCGCGGGGCGCUGCUCGCGCUCGCCGACGCCGUCUGCCGCCGCGGCGACCCGCGCGAGAUCUCCCGCCUCCUCCCGGUCCUCGCCGGCCACGGCGUCCGCGCCGACGCGCACGUCUACAACGCGCUCAUGAAGGCGCACGUCGCGGCAUCCGACCCCGCCGGCGCCCUCGCGGUGCUCCGCCGGAUGGAGCGCGACGGCGUCCAGCCCGACCUCGUCACCUACAACACGCUCGUCUACGCGCUCGCGCGCGCGGGGAUGGUCGCCAAGGCCAGGACCUUCCUCGACACCAUGGCCGCGCAGGGGCACUUCCCGGACGUCAUCACCUACACCUCGCUCAUGAACGGGAUGUGCGUCCAGGGCGAUGCGCUCGGGGCGCUUAAAUUGCUCGAGGAGAUGGAGGCCAAGGGGUGCCAGCCCAAUGAGCGCACCUACAACACGCUGCUCAUGGGUCUCUGCAAGAACAAGAAGAUGGACAAGGCCGUCGAGGUGUACAAGUUCAUGGUAGCGGCUGGGAUGAAGAUGGACGCGCCGGCGUAUGCCACCUUUGUCAGGGCAUUGUGUCGAUCGGGCAGCGUUGCAGACGCUUACGAGGUGUUUGAUUAUGCCAUUCAGACUAAGAGCAUCACAGAGGUGACGGCAUAUACUGAGCUUGAGAACUCACUCAAGUGGCUGCGCAAGAUGAAGUCAUGAUCACUCAGUUACUCAACUUGCAAGUAGAGUAUACGCCAGUUUACUUGCUGCUGGUACUUUCUUCACCCUUCAUUUAGUGAAACAUUGUCAGGCUCAGUUUGUUGUGAUACCGUGAAUAUCUGCAGAUGCAUUUGAAUUCACGCUAUAAAAUCUUUGGGAACUCCAAAGCGGCUUCCAAUUGCUGAGAAAUUCUCAGCUUCAUGUUGUUUUCUGACACAUGAAAUGUAAGAAAGAGAUGUCUAGAAUUUUUUUUUUUUUUGCAGCUUGAGUAUUUAUUACAGGUAGAAAUGGCACAAGCUCUUUUACGGCUAUGUACCAAGCUUUCCUUUCAAUGGUCAUGUAGUGCCUUGAUGUAAACAAACAUAUGUUAUGUUUUUGAAUGUCUUUUUGGAUCUGGAUAAGUUAACACCAAUUGAAUGAA